ACGCGACAGAUUUUUAAACCAAUUUCUUGCUAAGCUGUUCUUUUUGGGUAACAAGAAGCAAUAUUUAUUUCACAAGUAGAGUACUACGGGUUCAAGGGAGAACCCAGCGCCAUGAACUACAACUGAUCAUCAUCGAACUGUUGCUAAUUCGCCAUGGAAAACCUAAUGUCUUACCUUAUUGCUUUCUUCCUGAUCUCCAUUGUUAUCAUCAAGCUUGUGUACAAGCACAACCGAAAUGCACCACCCAGUCCAUUUUCUCUGCCCGUAAUCGGCCACCUGCACCUCCUUAAACCGCCCCUCUACCAAACGUUACAGACCCUGUCUUUGCAGUACGGUCCUGUCCUUUCUCUUAAAUUUGGUUCCCGGUCUUGCAUUGUCAUUUCUUCUUCUUCUGCUGUCGAAGAAUGCUUCACCAAGAACGAUAUCAUAUUUGCAAAUCGUCCCCACACCAUGGCUGGUGAUAUUUUGACUUACAACUUAAAUGCUCCAGCCUGGGCUCCCUACGGUCACUUGUGGCGAAACCUCCGACGGAUUGUGAGCAUCGAGAUUUUCUCUCAGAAUAGCCUUCAAAAGUCUUCCAUCGUCAGACAAGAAGAAGUUUACUCCCUUGUCCGUAGACUGUUCAAGGUCUCGAAUAGGGAACCCCAGAAAGUCGACUGCAGGUAUGUUUUCUCACUUCUGAUGUUCAAUGUAAUCAUGAGGAUGGUCAAUGACAAGCAAUGUGUUGGAGAGGAGGCUGCUGGCACGGAUAUGGGAAAUAAACAUCUCAAAGAUAUGAAGGAAACUUUCUUUGCAAACUUGGGAAUGAAUAUAUGUGAUUUCAUUCCAGUUUUGAGGUGGAUUGGUUUCAAAGGGUUGGAGAAGAGAAUGAUGAAGUUGCACAGGAAGAGGGAGGGAUUUUUCGGGCCUCUGAUAGAAGAGAUUAAGCGAAAGAAUCAAACCAAUUCUUUGAAUACCGCUACCGUAAAGGACAUGGGAAAGAAGAGGACUCUGAUUGAAGCUCUAUCAUCUCUUCAUAAAUCAGAGCCUGAAUUCUAUUCAGAUGAUGUCAUGAAAAGCAUCAUUUUGAUGAUGUUUGCUGCGGGAACGGAGACAACAGCAACAACUAUGGAAUGGGCAAUGGCACUUCUGCUGAAUCAUCCGGAGGUAUUGCAGAAGCUUAAAGCAGAGAUUGACGAGAAAGUUGGACAUGAGCGCUUGCUAAAUGAUUCUGAUCUAUCCAAGCUUCCUUAUCUUCGUUCUGUCAUCAACGAAACACUCAGACUCUAUCCCCCAACGCCACUUUUAUCACCCCAUUUUUCUGCAGAAGACUGCACUGUGGGGGGAUAUAAAAUACCGAGAGGGACGAUGCUGUUAGCAAAUGCAUGGGCUGUGCAUAGGGAUCCCAAACUGUGGGAGGAGCCCGACAAGUUCAAGCCAGGAAGAUUUGAUGAAAUAAAUGGAGAUCAAAGAGACCACGCUUUCAAAUUCAUCCCGUUUGGGACAGGGAGGAGGCAAUGCCCCGGUGCAGGCUUGGCACUCCGAAUAAAUUCAUUGGCAAUGGGUGCACUUAUUCAGUGCUUUAACUGGGAAAGAGUUGAGAAGGAGAUCAUGGUGGACAUGAACUUGGAUCCAGGAUUUGUUUUGGCAAAGGCUAAGCCUUUGGAGGCCGUUUGCAGUCCACGCCAUGGAAUGAGUAAUAUUCUCGCUCAGCUUUGAUUAUCUCUGCAUGUAAUUUAAAUAUUGCUGUGAAAAAGCUAAAACUUCCUUGUCUUUUAUUUCUUCUCUCUGUCUUUUCCUUCUUGGUUGGUUGCAAUAAAUGAUUAUUUUCCAUGUUAUUUUAA
Carya illinoinensis is the source of this 1823-nucleotide messenger RNA. RefSeq names its product cytochrome P450 81C13-like. Gene Ontology annotation, molecular function: oxidoreductase activity, acting on paired donors, with incorporation or reduction of molecular oxygen; iron ion binding; monooxygenase activity. The record is from RefSeq and is a predicted model, not a curated record. NCBI's taxonomy places the organism in Eukaryota, Viridiplantae, Streptophyta, Magnoliopsida, Fagales, Juglandaceae. The transcript has 2 exons. Bases 154 to 1698 code for a protein of 514 amino acids.